Funneliformis geosporum is the source of this 1317-nucleotide messenger RNA. NCBI's taxonomy places the organism in Eukaryota, Fungi, Glomeromycota, Glomeromycetes, Glomerales, Glomeraceae. The record is from the annotation of a GenBank genome assembly.
AUGAUAUUUGAAAUAAUAAAGUAUGGAUACAGAACAAGGCAUGGCCUGGCUCAACUACUAUGGCUGCUGCCAGCAGGAACUUUCCUUGGUAUGAUAAGAACAAGGCAAUCGCCAAAAUUUGGAAUUACUCAUAAAGGUUAUCAUUUAAUUAUUUCAGAUACAAUACAAAAAUAUUGGCUCGUUUUCGGAGUGCAAACGUCUACAAAAAAAGAUAAAUGGCGCGGCACAUUCACCAAUGAUGAGGAAAAAGGUGAAAUAGACGUUUCGGAUUCGUCAACUAUGUUCAAUUUACCUAAAAUCGACGCUGGCAUAAAUCAAAAAUACUGCGAUUCCGAAAGAUCCGAAAUGUUAGAUCGUACCAUAGUUUUAAAAGAAUCAAGAAAAUCUUUCCAAACGUUAAAUUUACGAGAUUUCCUGGAUUGGACACGUGAACGUAAUGAUAAACCUACCUCAACUCAUAGAUACAUCAUGCAGGAAAAGAAUCCUUUAGUUCUUAAAACUGAUCAUUUGGAAUUAAAAAAUGAAUGUUUGGAUCAAUUUGAUUUAAAAUUUAAUAACAAGGAUGAUCUUUUAAUCAAUAAAACAACGAUUAAUCUUGGACCAAAAAAUCUUUGGAAACUAAAAUAUAGUAAUAAUUUAAUGAUCAAAAAUCUGACGAAAUUAUUGGACGUUGAUUAUGAAGUUUUAUUAAUCAGACAUCUUAUCCCCGCACCUUUAUUUCCAUCAAAGGGACUAGUUAUACAUUUGCCAUUUGCUGAUCAUAUUAAUGAAGCUGCAAAAAGGGCAGUUAAUAAAUUAAGACCUUUUAUAGCGAUUCACUGGAGAAUGGAAAUUACCAAACCAAAUAUGAUGCCUAUGUGCGUUAAAAGUUUAAUCAAAUAUCUCUACAAACUGCGGAAAGAAUUAGGAAUCAAUAAUAUUUAUUUAGCUACUGAUUAUCCAUUAAUGGAUGUAGGUGGGAAUAAGGCACAAUCUUCAACAUUUCAUGAUAUAAGACCACAACACCACAAUGCAAUUAAAUCUUUAAACGACACUUUUGAGUUAAAUACCUGGAUAACAAUUAAAACCCUUAAUGUUUUUUUUGAUGAGUUUCCCGGUUAUAAAAAAGAACUUGAUGAUGAAUUUAAAGUUUCCGGUAUCCAGGGAAUUUUUGACAAAUUGGUCAUGAUGGACUCCAAUUAUUUUAUUUCAGGACCCGAAGGAUGUGCUCACGCUAGAUCAAAGUUCUCCAGAAAAAUUAAAGAAGCGAGAACAAAAUCAAUUUAUGAGGGGGAUAACAAUAUUUUAAAUGAUAUCACUCGUUGGCCUUUAAAUUAA